UUCAGUGUUCUAUACUUCAAUUGCGUUGGUAGAGGUGAGAUUUAAGAAAGAAAGAAACAGGACGAGUUGAGGGUUAGGCUCGACUCGCUCGCCUUCUUUGGUUCUUGGCGCUGGCGGCGGUCCUUUUUUCGAAGGCGAUGCCGCGCUGUGUCUUCUUCCUCUCCUUAAAAGCAACCUAGCAUUAGCAGAAGUUGGAGAUACUUUUUUGAAUUGGACUUUUUCAUAAUGGGGAUUGAUCAAGAUAUAAAAGAUAGUUCCCUUGUUCUUUUGAAGCAGGGUGCAGAAGCUAGAGUAUUUGAGUCAAACUUUGUUGGAAGGAAGUCCAUUGUCAAGGAACGUUUCUCAAAGAAGUACAGGCAUCCAUUGUUAGACUCAAAACUGACCCUUAAACGCUUGAAUGCAGAAGCUCGGUGCAUGACGAAAGCAAGACGACUUGGUGUUUCCACACCAGUGUUGUAUGCUGUGGACCCUGUAUUACAUACCCUGACAUUUGAAUAUGUGGAGGGUCCUGCUGUUAAAGACAUAUUCCUGGAUUUUGGUUUGCACAGUGUCAUUGAGGAAAGAAUGGAAGACAUUGCAACACAGAUUGGUGAUGCAAUUGGAAAAUUACAUGAUGGUGGCUUGAUUCAUGGUGACUUGACAACUUCAAAUAUGUUAAUUCGAAGUGGUACCAAUCAGCUGGUCCUCAUAGACUUUGGUCUGAGCUUCACGUCAACUCUUCCAGAAGACAAAGCCGUUGACUUGUAUGUACUUGAGAGAGCCUUGUUCUCAAUGCAUUCCUUAUGUGGAAAUGUGAUGGAUCGGAUACUUGCCGCUUACAGAAAGUCAUCCAAGCAAUGGUCAUCCACAUUGAACAAGUUAGCUCAGGUGAGACAGAGAGGUCGAAAGCGCACCAUGGUUGGAUGAAUCUUCUUUGAUUGAAGAACAUACUAUAGCAACAUCUUAGGGAAGAGAAGAGAUGCCAUUGUAGACUAAUUAAGAUCAAAUAUAAUUAGCUAUAUUCAAAACACUAAUUGUUAUUGUAUUUUGUGCAAUAAUCUCUAUAUCUUUCUCUGUUUGUUCUUUUUUGUUUA
Messenger RNA from Nelumbo nucifera (sacred lotus), 1073 nucleotides. RefSeq lists its product as uncharacterized. NCBI's taxonomy places the organism in Eukaryota, Viridiplantae, Streptophyta, Magnoliopsida, Proteales, Nelumbonaceae. Gene Ontology annotation, molecular function: protein serine/threonine kinase activity; ATP binding. Gene Ontology annotation, biological process: protein phosphorylation. The record is from RefSeq and is a predicted model, not a curated record. Gene Ontology annotation, cellular component: EKC/KEOPS complex; nucleus; cytosol.